This is a messenger RNA of Ectocarpus siliculosus, 330 nucleotides long. Lineage: Eukaryota; Phaeophyceae; Ectocarpales; Ectocarpaceae. The record is from the annotation of a GenBank genome assembly.
AUGCUGUUCCGGCAGCUGUCCGCGUCGGAAGGGCGCUUGCUGGCCGUCCUCGAGAAAGCCAAGCGGGAGCGAGCUGAGCUCAACGGGAGGUCCGUCAUGAACGCCAGUGCGGGGGAGGCGCGGGCCGCCAGGCUCCUCUCCAACGUGCUGGACGCGCGGCGGCGGCUGGAAGAGGACGCGGAGGAGGCGUUGCUGAGGCCGGGAGACACGGUGUCGAAGGCCGCCGCCACCGCCGACGGCCUGUCCAUCUCCGGGCUGCGGGAGAGGCUGGAAGAGGCGGUGGCUGUCGCAGAGCCUUUCAGGCAUCUCAGGAGCACCUGUCUAGUCUGA